AUGCUCCAGAUAGCCCGGGGAAUGGAGUAUCUGCACUCGAAGAAAAUCUACCAUGGGGAUCUGAACCCGUUCAAUGUUCUAAUCAAAGCCCGGAACACGGGGCCUGACGUGUACUUGCUAGCCAAGGUCUCUGGCUUCGGGCUCUCAUCGUCCGUGACCCAGAAGAACCCCACCAAUGGAGCACCACCACACUUCAUUUGGUACGCUCCUGAGGUGUUGGCCGAGCAUGAUCAGAAAUAUGAAAAUGGGACGACGAGCGCGAAAUACAGUGAAAAAGCGGAUGUGUACAACUUUGGGAUGAUAUGCUUCGAGCUGGUGAAGGGCAAAGUACCGUUCGAGGACACGCACUUGCAGGGGGACAAGACGGCGCGGAACAUAAGGGCAGGAGAACGGCCUCUGUUCCCAUUCCACUCUCCCAAGUGUGUAACAAACCUGACCAAGAGAUGCUGGCAGGCGGACCCUGCUGGACGGCCGAGCUUUGCAUUGGUGUGCCGGGUGCUGCGGUACACGAAGCGGUUCCUGGCAAUGAACCCGGAGCACGGGCAGGGGGAUGGAGGUGUGGAUUUGAGUACUGAGGUGGAGGGGAGGGGAUUGUGUUACGGUAAUGGCGGGGUGAUGUGGGUGCCGUACGAAAUGUUUGCAUACAGGGUGGGGGAGAGGGAGAAGGCAAGAGAGAGGGAGACUUCAGAGUCGGGGAGCGAUGGGGGAGAUGAAAGGGCAGACGAUCACUUCAUGUCACCCACCAGCAGGAUGUCGCCCGAGACCACGCUCAGGAAGCUGUCCCUCUCUUCCAGAAAGUCGUUGGAGAUCAAGCAACCAGGUACGCCUAAGGGGCGGUCAUCAUCGGUAAGACCACCGCACACUCCGGGCGGGCGGGGCAUGAGAAUGAGCUCGGAAAAGGAUCUGUUGAGUUUGAGCGUCAGCCCCAAGACGCGAAGGAGAUCGGGCCCUGCUUCCGAUUCCGAAUUGCCUUAG
This is a messenger RNA of Striga hermonthica, 975 nucleotides long. NCBI's taxonomy places the organism in Eukaryota, Viridiplantae, Streptophyta, Magnoliopsida, Lamiales, Orobanchaceae. The record is from the annotation of a GenBank genome assembly.